CUGCACGUAGCUGCGCUUUGCUGCGUUUUCCCUUCACCCCCUGUACUUUGACCAGAAGGUUGCAGCUCGCCGACACACGGGAGCAACUGAUCAGCUCUGAUCCAUAAUGCAGACGUGAGUCGCGACAUGCAGCCGUCGGCAGCAGUGAGCAGUGAAGCCGGAGGGAUGCCCGCAGCCGAGAGCAACCACGCGCAGCGUGUCCUGUCCUCCCUGAACCAGCAGAGGGCGGUGGGGAGGUUUUGUGACGCUGCUUUGGAUGUUGGAGGUGGGGUGGUCCACCUUGCCCACCGCAACGUCCUCGCCUGUUUCAGCGAGCUAUUCGAGCAGCCCGACGUGCCCACGGAGUUCUGCCUCCCAGGGUGUCCCGGCGAUGGCCUGGAGCUGCUGCUCGACUUUGUCUACACCGGGACGCUGAAGUUGGCCCCCGACAACCUGGACAAGGUGCAGCGUGCGGCGGCCAGCCUGCGUGUGCCCGAGGCUCUCGCGCUCUGUCAGCAGUUCAAGGAGACGUCUGUGCAUCCGGUGCCUCUCAAGCGUAAAAGAGGCCGGCCCAAGAAGGCGGCGUCCGAUGCAAGCCCCCAUUGUUCUGUCAAAGAGGAGAACUCGCUCACAGUCACAAAAGAUGAGUCUGGUUUGGAUGCUGACUCUGCCGCCGCCGCCGCCACCACCACCACCCGCUCCGGUCGUGUGGUGAAGGGCCCCAGGCGACUGGUGACUGAUGAGAGCCCCACCACAGAUUCUGCAGCCAUUGAAAUAUCCAGCAAGACGCCCCCGGAUAUUCCUGCAGAGGAAGACAGUGGUUAUGUUGUUGAGGAUAAUAAAACUCCCGAUCAGACAACAGGCGAAACUGAGACGUGUGAGCUGCAGAUUGACCUGGGCGACAACGCCGUUCGCCAGGUGAUCGAGGAGGCAGAGGAGGAGGACGAUGAUGAUGAUGAUGUGGCGGAUCUUGAGGGCGUCGGCGAGGGCUCGGACGAGGAGUACGUACCCGUCGCCGAGCCCGCUCCGUCGCCCGCGUCCGCGUCAACGGCGCGGAGACGCAAGGCCCGCAGGAAGACGGAGAAGACGGAGAGCGGUGAGGCCGUGGAAGAGGAGGCCAAGAAGGACUCUGUGCAGUGUCCCACCUGUGGCAAAUCCUUCAAGAGCAAAUACUACCUCAAAGUCCACAACAGGCGGCAUACGGGGGAGAGGCCGUUCGUCUGCCUCAAGUGCGGAAAGAGGUACUUCAGGAAGGAGAAUCUUUUGAUACACGAGGGCAGACACUGCGCGAGAACACAGACGUACGCCUGCGCGACGUGCUCCUCGACGUUCAAGGGAAAAGAGCAGCUGCGCUUGCACGCCGUGUCCCACACCGGCGACAUGCCCCACAAGUGUUCAACGUGUCCCGAACAAUUCAUGUACAAGAAAAACCUGACGCUGCACAUGAUGAAGGUCCACGGCCAUCCGAAACCACACGCAUGUCCCCAGUGUCCGAAAACCUUCCUCACCCGGACGGAGCUGCGCGUGCACGAAGCAGCCAAGCAUCGGGGCGAGAAGCCGUUUGUGUGCGAGGAGUGCGGCCACCGGGCGUCCAGUCGCAACGGCUUGCAGAUGCAUAUCAAAGCCAUUCACCGAAAUGAGCGUCCUUUCGUAUGCAGCUUUUGCAGCCAUGCGUUCUCCCAGAAGAACAACCUCACCAUGCACCUGCGUAUCCACAGCGGUGAGAAGCCGUACCAGUGUCACCUCUGUGGAAAGACCUUCAGGACGCAGGCCAGUCUCGAUAAACACCACCGGACGCACACCGGCGAGCGUCCCUUCGGCUGCGACGUCUGUCAGCAGCGGUUCACGGAGAAAGGCGCCCUCGUCCGCCACAAGGCCAGCAAGCACGAGGAGGGCCGCCCCCACUGUUGUCACAUAUGUGGCAAAACCUUCAAAGCGAGGGAGCAGCUUCGAGUUCAUCUGCGCCGCCACAAGGGCAUGAGGAAGUUCGAGUGCGUGGACUGCGGCUACAAGUUCACUCGACAGGCCCACCUGAGGCGACACAUUCAGAUCCACAAACGCACCGAGAACUACAACCCCCGGCAGCGGAAACUGAGGAACCUGAUCGUGCAGGAAGUCGAUGGAAGUUUUGGUGAGAACGAAGCGACGGACGCGGCCUCGCCGGCCACCGAGCAGGCAGACAUCGCCCCGGACAGCGGCGACGUCCAGGAGCCCGCACGCCGGGAGACCGACCCGUCGCCAGGCCUCGGCUCCGGCUGCAUCGUGAGGGUGGUGAUCGGCCCGAGCGAUGACGAUGCGGCGGCGGCGAUGGAGGAGGCGGCGGCGUCCGAUCGGGACCUGGGACACGUCGAGGCGCUAGAGGUCCUGCAGCCGACAGAGCUGGUCGAGGAGGCGUACGAGUCCAAGGUGGACAUGGAGGGAAUCGUGGAGGAUGUGUCAGAGGGGAAGACCUGAGACUAAAGCUCUGGACAUUUUCCUGGAAUCUCCUGCUGCGUUACGUCAUACGUGAAAGGCGAAACCUUUUGUUGACGUUUGUUUUGUAGAAGAGCUCUUUUGAAGGACUACUCCGGAUUUCCGGUAACUGUGUGAAGAAACCACAUUGUGAAUGAGAGGCAUUGUUAAGAUGAAAUAUUUUGAGAUAUGGAAUAUUUGGCCAUGCAGAUCUAAAGGUUUGUAGAGAAGAGUAGUACAUCACUUACAUGCUUGUAGUAAUUCAUACACACUGUAGUGAACUGCAUGCUUGCAAAAAAAAAAGAAGAAAAAAGGUGCUUUAAUUCA
Scophthalmus maximus (turbot) is the source of this 2757-nucleotide messenger RNA. It is a transcript of the gene zbtb48, whose product is annotated as zinc finger and BTB domain containing 48. Bases 127 to 2433 code for a protein of 768 amino acids. The transcript is spliced from 11 exons. The record is from RefSeq and is a predicted model, not a curated record. NCBI's taxonomy places the organism in Eukaryota, Metazoa, Chordata, Actinopteri, Pleuronectiformes, Scophthalmidae. Gene Ontology annotation, cellular component: nucleus. Gene Ontology annotation, biological process: regulation of transcription by RNA polymerase II. Gene Ontology annotation, molecular function: protein binding; RNA polymerase II transcription regulatory region sequence-specific DNA binding; DNA-binding transcription factor activity, RNA polymerase II-specific.